AUGUCCCGUCAAAAAGUAGGAGCCCCCAUAAAAGUACUUUCCUUGUGAAAAGAACAUUCCUUUUUUGUCGGAAUACGAUAAAAGUAAGGUGCUUAGAUUGGAUCUAUAACACUGUUCUUCAAGGGACUUUUGGACCGCUGGUUGAUCAAUUAAAGCCGUUUACGAAUAAAAAGUUCUUUGGGUAUCUGCAGAAAGGCCGUGCUGAAGAACUCGGUAAGUCAUUUCCUUCUACUAGUCAAUAAGAGACAAACAAAAAAAUCGCCAUAUUCUUUGCUAAAUUUGUAGUUGAACAACAUAGGCACUUCCAGGUGUAGCGACGCUAACACACGCUGAUCUCCACAGUGGCAAUGUCAUGACCAAGCCAAAUCCGGAUGGCAGCCCUUCCGAUGAGGUCGCGACCUUCUUCGACUGGCAACUCGGUUUCUUUGGCAACGCUUUGUUUGAUCUUGCCAGAUUCGCUUGUGUUUCUGCGGAUGCGGAUAUACGACGAGGGAUUGAAGAUGUCGCCCUGGACGAGUAUUACGACGCUUAUAUCAAACAUAGUGAGAGACCCGAUCCGAAGUUCACACGAGACGUUUGCCAAGAACUCUACGAUCUGGGAAUUGUAAUGGAAGCGCUGGAAUUUCAAUUCCUGUUCCAUCUUGUGUCCGGAAACUUGAAUCCACGGAAUGAUCGCCAUCUCGAGAGUCUACUGGCCAGAUUUGCCCUGAGGGCACGACUAACAAUGGAAGAUGGGAUCCGCGCAAUCGAAAAGUACAAACUCUUAGAUGUCGCAAAAAAUAAGUGUUUGAAAACUGUGUAA
Bursaphelenchus xylophilus (pine wood nematode) is the source of this 802-nucleotide messenger RNA. The record is from the annotation of a GenBank genome assembly. Lineage: Eukaryota; Metazoa; Nematoda; Chromadorea; Rhabditida; Aphelenchoididae.